AUGUGGAAAUAAUUCAAAAAUAUCAUUUUAGAUUAAAGAGUAGCUUCUAAAUAUACAGAAAUUCAGAAUGCUAAAUUGUUCAUUUCUAAUUCAAUCGAAUUUAACUUCAAUAUCAUAUAUGAUAUUAAUACCAUUUCAAAAUUUAGUUAUGUAUAAAAAAAAGCAUAACAUUCCAAAAAUCCAAUAUUGAUUAUAGGUAAGUCACAUCCAAUUUAGAAUUCAUUCACAUUAUUUGAAUAUACAACACUCUAUCCUCAAUUACUUGGAUUAUAUCAUAAUAAACUUCAUACUGAAACAACAGUGAAUGAAUAAACAUUAUUAAAAAAAGGAAUCAAUAUUCCCUUAACAGAUGAUCCUCAUUAAAUUAGUGGGAUAUAUGUUUUAGGAUUAGAGAAGAAUUGGGAAAUUUAAGCUCAAGUAACAACUUAUAAAAAAUAAAGGUUAUUUGUGAUCUUUUGAGCACAGAAAAUGGACUUAUUAAUGAUAAAUUUCAUUAAGUAGAUUAACACAUUCCACUUGAAUAUUUUUACAAUAUUGGAGAUAAAAAUAUGGAGAAUCAAUAAUUGGCAAUAGAAUCUACUUAUAAAUUAAUAUAUGGUUAGGAUGUAAAGAUGUCUAGAGUAAUUUCUGACUUUGACAUUCUGAUUGAUUAUGCAAAAUCUAUUAAAGAUACUCUUCUAUAUAUAAGUGAAGAUUCAAGUUUUAUUGUUAAUGAAAAAUAAAUAGAGAAAAUAUGA
Paramecium pentaurelia is the source of this 737-nucleotide messenger RNA. Lineage: Eukaryota; Ciliophora; Oligohymenophorea; Peniculida; Parameciidae. The record is from the annotation of a GenBank genome assembly.